GUAGGUGUGGUUGGUUGAUGCGCCCCCUGCCGGUGAUGAGCGGAGCUCCCUCCCUUUUCCCUCCUUCCUCCGUAGAGUCACGUGACACCAGCGGCAAGAAGCUGCAAACGGCUCUGAGACCGGGGCUGCGCGAGCCUCAUCAUCAUCAUCAUCAUCACCGCCACAACCGCCGCAACGACAGCAUAGAGAGCCGACCGAAACCGGGGUCUUUACCGAUUCAAGGAGCGGGCGUCAUGGCGGGCCCCCGUUAAACCAAGAGCCACAUUUAUCCUCUUUGUUCUCGCAGUCUUCACGCGCCUCCGCCGAGGAGGGGCCGCCAGGAGAAGCUCUCCUUUUCCGAGCGGAGGAGAAGGAGGAGGAGGCAGGAGGAGAUACAGCAGCGGCGGCAGCGGAGGUAACAGUCGAACCGGGGACGUGCUUAAUACGGUACGAGCCGAAUGGCGGACCGCGAGGCGUCGCCGAUACCGCUGGAGAUCCGAGCUCGGCUGGCGGAGCUGGAGCUGGAGCUGUCAGAGGGGGACAUCACUCAGAAGGGUUAUGAGAAGAAGAGGUCCAAGCUGGUCAGGGCAUAUGUUCCACAUGCUGGAGGUAUGGAGGGGCCAAUGUCUCACCGGGCCCCCCUCGGCCCUCCCUCUGCGGCCCGUUUCCACCGACGGAGAACCUCCGGCACCAGAGACGAGCGCUACAGAUCAGACGUCCACACUGAGGCGGUGCAGGCUGUGUUGGCGCGACACGUUGAGAGGAAGGUGGCGGUGCCCAUGCCCUCCAAGAGACGCUCGCUGGUGGUGCAGACCUCCAUGGAUGCAUACACGCCUCCAGGUCUGUCCCCCCUGUGCUCAGACUCCUCGUCGGGCUCAGAGGAGGAGGCGGGGCCAGGUGACGACAUGUCGGGCAUGGAGCACUGGAUGAGCCGCCCUUCCCAGCUAGGCCCCGCCCACCUAGGCUCCACCUCCUCCUCGUCCUCGUCCACGCAGAGCGGAGGCAGCGGUAAUGCCGGACGGCUAGCCGACUCGCUGGCGCACAUGCACAUCUCGCACCUGGCGCACGCGCACCUGGCGCACCUGGGCCAGUCGCACCACCAGCAGAGCCACCUGUCACAGUCGCACCACGGUAUUGGGCACCUGUCUCUGAAGAGGAAGGGAGCUCUUAGUAUAGCAGAGAACGGCGGCUCUCUGCGACGGUCCUGUGAGUUUGGCUCCGACAUGCUGUGGCCUCCGCCGCUGGAGUCAGAGGAGAACCACUCGGCCCCGCCGGACGUGACGGGAUACUCGUCGGACUCGUCCCACUCCCACACUGAGCGUCACCACAUGGCCAAUAUGGGAACCAUUGCCAGGAACACGCAGAAAUACGGCAACGCGGAGCGCAUGGAGACAGGCGAUGGUGUUCCGGUCAGCAGUCGCGUGUCGGCUAAGAUCCAGCAGCUGGUGAACACGCUGAAGCAGCCUCGCAGACCUCCACUCCGAGAGUUCUUUGUUGAUGACUUUGAUGAGCUUUUAGAAGUCCAGCAACCCGACCCUAACCAGCCUCGGCCGGAGGGGGCGGAGAUGAUGCCAGUGCGAGGAGAGCCGCUGGGGGUGGUCACUAACUGGCCUCCUUCUCUGGAGGCGGCUCUCCAACGCUGGGGAACCAUCUCCCCGAAAGCCCCCUGCCUCACCAGCCUGGACACAGCAGGGAAGCCCCUCUAUGUGCUCACAUAUGGGAAGCUGUGGUCUCGCAGCAUCAAGCUUGCCUACAACAUCCUCCACAAACUGGGCAGCAAGCAGGAGCCCAUGGUGCGACCGGGCGAUCGGGUGGCGUUGGUGUUUCCGAACAACGACCCAGUGGCCUUCAUGGUGGCCUUUUACGGCUGUCUGCUGGCAGAGGUGGUCCCUGUUCCCAUAGAGGUGCCCCUAAGUCGCAAGGAUGCCGGCAGCCAACAGAUUGGAUUCCUGUUGGGCAGCUGUGGCGUUACUGUGGCGCUGACCAGUGAUGCCUGCCAUAAGGGUCUUCCCAAGAGCGCAACAGGAGAGAUCCCACAGUUCAAAGGUUGGCCGAAGCUGCUGUGGUUUGUAACAGAGUCGAAGCACCUGUCCAAACCGCCCAGAGACUGGUUCCCCCACAUCAAAGAUGCAAAUAAUGACACUGCUUACAUAGAGUAUAAAACCUGUAAGGACGGCAGUGUGCUGGGAGUCACUGUGACGAGAAUCGCUCUGCUCACACACUGCCAGGCUCUCACUCAGUCCUGCAGCUACACUGAGGCUGAAACCAUAGUGAACGUGCUGGACUUUAAAAAAGACGUGGGUCUGUGGCACGGCAUCCUGACGAGUGUGAUGAACAUGAUGCACGUGAUCAGCGUGCCCUACUCGCUGAUGAAGGUCAACCCUCUGUCGUGGAUCCAGAAAGUCUGCCAGUACAAAGCCAAGGUGGCCUGUGUGAAGUCCAGAGACAUGCACUGGGCUCUGGUGGCCCACAAAGACCAGAAGGACAUCAACCUGAGCUCGCUGCGCAUGCUGCUGGUGGCCGACGGAUCAAACCCCUGGUCCAUCUCGUCCUGCGACGCCUUCCUCAACGUCUUUCAGACCAAAGGGCUGAGAACUGAAGUCAUCUGUCCCUGCGCCAGCUCCCCCGAGGCCCUGACGGUGGCCAUCAGGAGGCCGGUGGAGGACAGCAGCCAGCCUCCAGGUCGGGGCGUCCUGUCCAUGCAGGGCCUGAGUUACGGCGUCGUCAGGGUCGACACGGAGGAGCGGCUGUCGGUGCUCACUGUUCAGGAUGUGGGGACCGUCACACCCGGAGGCCUGGUGUGUGUAGUAAAGCCGGAAGGCGUGCCCCAGCUUUGUCAGACCGAUGAGAUCGGCGAGCUCUGCGUUUGCUCCAUCGCCACCGGGACAUCGUACUACGGCCUUACGGGCAUGACCAAGAACACCUUUGAGGUUUACCCGGUGAGCUCCAGCGGGGGGUUGAUCAGUGAGUACGCCUUCGUGCGGACUGGCCUGCUGGGCUUCAUUGGCCCCGGCGGCCUCGUCUUCAUCACAGGCAAGAUGGACGGGCUCAUCAUGGUGAGCGGGCGGAGGCACAAUGCCGAUGACAUCGUUGCCACUGCACUCGCAGUGGAGCCAAUGAAAUUCGUCUACAGGGGCAGGAUAGCUGUGUUCUCUGUGACGGUGCUGAGAGAUGAGAGGAUCGUGGUGGUGGCCGAGCAGAGACCGGACUCCACGGAGGAGGACAGCUUCCAGUGGAUGAGCCGCGUACUGCAGGCCAUAGACAGCAUCCACGGGGUGGGUGUCUUCUGUCUGGCUCUGGUGCCGGCCAACACCCUUCCCAAGACUCCUCUGGGCGGCAUCCACCUGUCGGAGAUCAAGCAGCUGUACCUGGAGGGGGGGCUGCACCCCUGCAAUGUCCUGAUGUGCCCCCACACCUGUGUCACCAACCUGCCCAAACCGCGGCAGAAACAGCCAGAGAUCGGUCCCGCCUCUGUGAUGGUGGGAAAUCUGGUGUCAGGGAAGAGAAUCGCUCAGGCCAGCGGCAGAGACCUGGGACAGACUGAUGAUAACGACCAGUUUCUGUUCCUGUCCGAGGUUUUGCAGUGGCGAGCUCAGACCACACCGGACCACAUCCUCUACACCCUGCUCAGCUCUCGGGGGGCAGUGUCCAGCUCUCUCACCUGUCUGCAGCUGCAUAAGAGGGCGGAGCGAGUGGCAGCUCUGCUGAUGGAGAGAGGCGGUCUGCAGGAAGGAGAUCAUGUCGCUCUGGUGUACCCGCCAGGUAUAGACCUGAUCGCAGCCUUUUACGGUUGCUUGUACGCCGGCUGUGUUCCCAUCACAGUGCGACCGCCUCACCCUCAGAACAUCUCCACCACCCUGCCCACUGUUAAGAUGAUUGUCGAGGUGAGUCACUCGGCGUGUGUGAUGACCACCGCCGUCAUCUGUAAGCUGCUGCGCUCCAAAGAGGCCAUGGCCACGGUGGACAUCAGGAACUGGCCCCCAGUGCUGGACACCGAUGACCUGCCAAAGAAGAAGCCUCCAGCUCUCCAUAAGCCCACCAACCCGGACGGCCUGGCCUAUCUGGACUUCAGCGUGUCGACGACCGGCAUGCUGGCCGGAGUUCAGAUGUCCCAUAAUGCAGUUGCAGCCUUCUGUCGGUCAGUGAAGCUGCAGUGUGAGCUGUACCCGUCCAGAGAAGUUGCCAUCUGUCUGGAUCCCUACUGCGGCCUCGGCUUCGUCCUCUGGUGUCUCUGCAGCGUGUAUUCUGGCCACCAGUCCAUCCUGAUCCCGCCGGUGGAGCUGGAGUCCAACCCAGCGCUGUGGCUGCUGGCCGUCAGCCAGCUGAGGGUGCGAGACACCUUCUGCUCCUACAGCGUCAUGGAGCUCUGCACCAAAGGACUCGGCCUGCAGACCGAGGCGCUCAAGGCUCGGGGUCUGGAUCUGUCCCGGGUUCGAGCCUGUGUGGUGGUGGCAGAGGAGAGGCCCAGGAUGGCGCUCACACUCUCUUUCUCUAAGCUCUUCAAAGACCUCGGCCUUCACCCGCGCUCUGUCAGCACAGCCUUCGGCUGCAGAGUCAACCUGGCCAUAUGCCUGCAGGGCACUUCAGGGCCGGACCCCACUACUGUGUACGUAGACAUGAGAGCGCUGCGUCACGACAGGGUUCGAUUAGUGGAGAGAGGUUCUCCUCACAGUCUCCCCUUGAUGGAGUCUGGCAAGAUCCUGCCCGGAGUUCGUAUCAUCAUCGCCAAUCCGGAGACCAAAGGACCGCUUGGAGACUCUCAUCUCGGAGAGAUCUGGGUUCACAGCGCUCAUAACGGCAGCGGUUACUACAGCGGUUACGGUGAGGAGGUUCUUCAGUCCGACCACUUCAACUCCAGACUCAGCUUCGGAGACACUCAGACCGUCUGGGCCAGGACGGGCUACCUGGGCUUCCUCCGCCGCACCGAGCUCACGGACGCCAACGGAGAGCGACACGAUGCUCUGUUCGUGGUGGGAGCUCUGGAGGAGGCCAUGGAGCUGAGAGGGAUGAGGUACCACCCCAUCGACAUCGAGACCUCCGUCAUCCGCGCACACAAGAGCAUCGUGGAGUGUGCGGUCUUCCCCUGGACCAACCUGUUGGUGGUGGUGGUGGAGCUGGAGGGCUCUGAGCAGGAAGCCCUGGACCUUGUUCCCAUGGUGACAAAGGCGGUGCUGGAAGAGCACUACCUGAUCGUGGGCGUGGUCGUGGUGACGGACAUCGGCGUCAUCCCCAUCAACUCCCGCGGCGAGAAACAGCGCAUGCACCUCCGCGACGGCUUCUUACAAGACCAGCUAGACCCCAUCUACGUGGCCUACAACAUGUAGCCUGAGUGUGUGCGCGCGUGUGUGUCUGUGUGUGUUUAAGAGAGAGCGAGCAUGCGUUUGUAUGCUGUGCAUUUCGCCGUUGUUGUUCAUUUAUUUCCCAGAAUCAAGAUGUACUGUAUUUUUGAACCUGCAUAUGGUGUGGUCUUAAGUCGUCUGUUUUCUUUCUAGUCGUGUUGUGCUGGUUGAUUGAUUGAUCGGUUGGUUGCUCAGUGGUGUUGCGACCAUUUUUACACCCCCGCUUGACCUCGUGACCGUUACCAGGAGCUCGUCACUGUAGAAAGCCUUAGGGGAACACUGUGUAGGGGGCGCCGGCUCCCGUCGUCACACCGCGUGUCAUUUUAGGAGGUAAACGUAGAGCGAGAGAAGUACUAGAGCCUGUACCUGUCAUCAUGUUUUACCAGUUGAAUUAAAAAAAUCCUGGAUUUGUGGUAUUAUUUCAAAUUAGAGCAGGGGCAGCCAGAUUAUUGUAAAAAUAUAAAUAUUGUACAUAGACAUAAUAAUCUAUAUGGAGAGGUACUUAAAACACAAUGAGGUGUAGUAGCCCCUUUAUGCAGCUCUCUCCGCCCACACCCUCUGCGCGUGUGUGUGUGUGUGAAGACUGUGUGUGUGUGUCUCUGUCUGUGUUCAUGUGUGCAACAGGGACAUUUUAUGUCGUUUCAAUGUGAAUCAAACACUGAUUUUAAACAGAUUUUUAUCCUGAGACGAUCAAAGAAGAGACAUUUAUGUGGAGACACACUGAAGACAUCCAAAAAACGGAGAGAAAUUCAGUGGCUGUGCGCGUUUCGGUGUCCAAAGUCUGAGAAAAAAAUACACCGAUUUAUCUUUUUUGGAUCUAGUUAAGAAAGAUUUGCGUCUUUUUAUCUUGUGACCUUUCUGGCUAAAAAGAAAAUACCACAAAUGCAAUUUUAGCAGCUUUCUAUAAAGUGUCUCAUUUAAAGCAAACGUGCGGCAAAUUUUGUAACAUGCACAUUAAACGUCUAUGAUCAUCUUAGCUGUCAACCAGUCCUUCAGUUACCUUCCUGAAUUACUUGCAGUCCUUAUAGCACCCAAAGCAUGUCAAGCAAAGUGCACUGUGUGAAUAUCAAAGAAAUGUUGUUAUUAUCGUUAUUUAAAGGGAGUUUAAGGGAAAACUGUGCAUCAUGUCAAAGACAACAGCAUCAAGGUGUUGCUGCAGCAAUUUUACAUUUACUACCUUCUGACCAGCGGCCAGCAAGACUCAAAGGAAACAUUCAUUAUCUGUAAUAUUAUUAUUAUUAUUAUUAUUAUUUUCAAACUGGCCAAAUUUGUAUGGGACACAAAAAAGAUGCCAAAACAAAUAAACGAAUAAAUAAAAUGUGAGAUUUAAAA
Molecule: messenger RNA, 6650 nt
Organism: Pundamilia nyererei
Lineage: Eukaryota; Metazoa; Chordata; Actinopteri; Cichliformes; Cichlidae
Product: disco-interacting protein 2 homolog C-like
Exons: 38
Coding region: 438-5303 (1621 amino acids)
Source: RefSeq, a predicted model, not a curated record